AUGUAUAAUAUAGAUCAUAAUAUAAAUAAUAAAAAUGAUAAUAUAGACAAUUAUAUAAACAAUAUAAACAAUAUUAAUAUUAAUAACAACAACAACAACAAAAACAACAAUAAUAAUAAUAAUACAGAAAGUUACAAUGAAAAAAAUUCAAUUUUGUUUUAUAAAAUUUGGAGAUUUAUUUUUUUAAAAAAGAAAAUAUUAUUUUUUGUUAAACUAUUCAAUAUUCAUUAUCAUAAAAGAUCAUACUACAAGUUUAUAGGUGAUAGUAAUUAUAAAUUUAUAGAUUAUUUAAGAUCAAUAGAGUUAAAUUUAAAGAGUGUAGAAGAGCCAUGGAAUUUAAAGAAAUUAGGGUUACCUCCCAACACUGAGGAAGUUGAUAUGGGUAUUGGAGGAGAUUUUAGAAAUCAACCACCAGGAAAACAUCUCAAGAUUCCAAAGAAUCUCAAAAUAAAAACAUUUAAAUUUCCAUAUAGAUAUCAAGGCAAAGUUAAAGCAGAAUUUAUCACACCACAUCUCGAAACUUUAAUCCUAUCAUAUUCUUUUAAUCAGCCAUUACACGAACUAUUUAAUUCAACAAACAGCAGAAAUUUGGUUUCAUUGAAUUUGGGAUGUGAUUUUGAUAGUCCAAUUCAAGAGGGUGUUCUCCCAGUAAAUUUAAAAUAUUUAAAACUAAGUGAUAGAUUCAAUCAUAGAUUAAUUGCUGGUGCUCUCCCACAAAGUUUAGAAUCUAUAGUGUUUGGAAAUGACUUUAAUCAGCCAUUGUUGCCUUUAGAUUUGCCAUCAAAUCUAGUCUCUAUCCAAUUUGGAAACUGCUUUGAUCAACCGCUUUAUUUUAUCAACGAUUCUAAAAAAAUAGUUCCAAUAUUACCACAACAAAGGCUAAAAUCUCUUGUAAUUGGCACUAGCUUUUCGCAAAGUAUAGAAGAAGGUUGCUUACCCACAACUUUAGAGACUUUAUCCAUUUCAAAUAGAUUUAUGACUGGGUAUAAAAAGAAAUUAAAGUUUUUCCCAUCUCCAAAUUUAACAAAGUUGUCAAUUAGUGCUGCGUAUCUAGGUGAUUUUAAAUAUCCAAAAUCAAUCAACCCACCGAGAUUAUUAAAGGUCAAAAUUUCAAACAAACAUUCAAAAAAUGUUGAUCUAUCCCAAGUACUACCUUCUUCAGUUACCCAUUUAACUCUAGAGAACUCGAAUUUUGUCAUAAAGAAAAACUCAUUACCAAAUUCUCUUAAAAAGCUAAAGGUAUCAAAAUCAGUCUCAUUCGAACCAAAUUCUAUUCCAUCAAGUGUUACAGAGAUAAAUGGAUGUCAUCCUGAUUUUAUUUCAAAAGUUGCACCAUCAUCCAUUUCAAAAUAUACAUUGCCAGCUCUAUCAAAUGAUUUUGUUAUUUCCAAUCCCCAAUCAAUUCCUUCAAAUAUCGAUUAUUUAAAAGUAGAUAAUAUUUCAAUAUUUGGCAUUUCUUUUUAUUCAAUGAAUUUUAUUAAAACACUAAUUCUCGAACCAGCUUUCGAUUUCGAUGUUGCAAUUAAACCAAAUGUUUUACCUCCAACCCUUGUAAAUUUAUCAUUCAACUAUGCAAAAAAAAUUGAACCUCAGGUUCUCCCUAACUCUAUUGAAUUGCUCGAAGUAGGAUCACAUUUUAAUCAAGAUAUAUCAACUGAAUGGUUACCAUUAUCUCUUCAAUCAUUUAUCAUUAAAGGAAAAGGAACAAUUAUAUCACUACCAGACACUAUCAGUGGAAUUUAUACAUUCAGCGGUAAUCAUUUAUUUUUGGAUAAAUUAAAUCUUACAGAAGAUUUAAUUAGUAUUCUAUAUUUCUAA
Dictyostelium purpureum is the source of this 1818-nucleotide messenger RNA. RefSeq lists its product as uncharacterized. Bases 1 to 1818 code for a protein of 605 amino acids. NCBI's taxonomy places the organism in Eukaryota, Evosea, Eumycetozoa, Dictyosteliales, Dictyosteliaceae. The transcript has 2 exons. The record is from RefSeq and is a predicted model, not a curated record.